Molecule: messenger RNA, 700 nt
Organism: Neltuma alba
Lineage: Eukaryota; Viridiplantae; Streptophyta; Magnoliopsida; Fabales; Fabaceae
Product: ethylene-responsive transcription factor 13-like
Exons: 1
Coding region: 1-585 (194 amino acids)
Biological process (GO): regulation of DNA-templated transcription; ethylene-activated signaling pathway
Molecular function (GO): DNA binding; DNA-binding transcription factor activity
Source: RefSeq, a predicted model, not a curated record
AUGUUCGGAUCCCAUUAUCAUCAUCAUCUCUCACCUUCUGAUUCUGAAUAUUCUUGCACUUUAGAAGCAAUCCGACGGAACCUUCUCGACGACGAAAUGAUCGACUUGCCGAUAUAUUCUCCGGCAACAAUUUCCGACAACAUCCCCAUGCACGGCCAGAGUUCAGUGUGUGACAGUCAUUACGUCAAUGAACAUGUGCCAGAAGUUUGCUCCAAUAUUGAUAACAGUGUCCCAAUGGAAGAUGCUGUAGUGGCGCGUGAGGGCAACGCACCACCCGUUGAGCAGCGCUACCGGGGUGUUAGGCGCCGGCCUUGGGGGAAGUACGCGGCGGAGAUCAGAGAUCGGGCUAAAAAUGGUGCUAGGAUUUGGCUUGGAACUUAUGAUACAGCUGAGGAUGCAGCUAUAGCUUAUGAUAGAGCCGCUUACGAGAUGCGUGGAGCUAAAGCGAAGCUUAAUUUUCCUCACCUUGUCGGGUCGAAUGUGUGGGAAUCCGUUCGAGCUAGUCGGAAGCGGGCUGAUUUUGCCAUGGCCGGCGGCGAGAAGUAUGCUUCAAAGCUUAAACGGAUCAGGAAAAGUGAGGCGUGAGGGGUGAGAGAAACUAAUUAAUAAUGUAAAUGUUGUAUUCUGGUUAUUGCAUUCUUUUGUUCAUUAUAUUGAUGAGCUCUUGGCCUGUCGGAGAAGUGUAAACAUCAAUUUGUUU